Messenger RNA from Mytilinidion resinicola, 576 nucleotides. RefSeq lists its product as uncharacterized. The coding region runs from base 1 to 576 and encodes 191 amino acids. NCBI's taxonomy places the organism in Eukaryota, Fungi, Ascomycota, Dothideomycetes, Mytilinidiales, Mytilinidiaceae. The record is from RefSeq and is a predicted model, not a curated record. The transcript is spliced from 2 exons.
AUGCCAACAGACAAGCAACUCGUCGCCCUCUGCUACUCCAUCCUCAAGCAGCUGGAGCUCAAACACAUCGACUGGAAACGCGUCGCCGCCGACAACGCCAUCCAAAACCCCCACGCCGCGCGCAUGCGAUACUCGCGCUUCAAGACGCAGAUGGAGCGUGCUGGCCUCGGUGCGUCUCAAAAGCAGGCGGAAAAGCGGAAACGGGGGGCUGAGAAAGGGGGGAAGGGGAAGGGUGGGGUGGGAGGGGAUACAGGGGAUGGGGAGGAUGAUGAGGAGGUGCUUGCGGUAGUGGGGAAGAGGGUGAAGGGGGAGGGGGAUGGGGAGGGGAUGGGAGUGAAGAGAGAGAUUAAGGGAGAGAUCAAGGUUGAAAAAGACGUGAAGGUGGAGAAUGGGGAGGUAGGGGUGAAAGUGGAGCUUGGGGGGGUGGACGUGGAUGUGGACGUGAAGAUGGAGCCGAUGCAAGUGGUCAAGAUGGAAGAUAUGUGGGAAGAGGGGACGGUGUGGGGGGGACUGAAAUAUGAGGCUGAUGAUGAUUGUAUCGUUGAGGGUGUGAGGAGCGUGAAAGCGGUGUUUUGA